Messenger RNA from Lymnaea stagnalis (great pond snail), 3455 nucleotides. The record is from the annotation of a GenBank genome assembly. NCBI's taxonomy places the organism in Eukaryota, Metazoa, Mollusca, Gastropoda, Lymnaeidae.
GUUGAAAUAAAUGUGAAACCAGUGUGAGCGCGUGGUUAAUCUGGGAGCAAUAAUAUAUAUUGUAAAAGUUUGUGAAUCUUUGGACCUCUUUUGUGUGUGUUUGUAUGAUGAAAUAAGCCGACGAUGGAUUGGAAGUGAUAGACCCUUCUAUGAAGACUAGUGUAAAAAAAUGGCAUUAGAUCAUUAGUUUUGAUAAAUAUAUAUGUGAAUUUCAGGGACUAGAAGUUUAUAAGCAUGUAGGGACUAUUAAUUUAAUUUUUUUAAAGAAGAUGAUAUGUUAUUAAAGUGUAAUUAGGAUAAAAGAAUAGUUUUUGCGUAAAUAAUAAAGUCGGUCGCGUUGAAUUGACCUAUUAAACUUCUCCACCUGACCGAGUUUUUGAUUCUUAAUAGUUUUCGUUAAUUUUAAUAAAAUUGGAUUACAAUGUUUAUUUAUAAAAAAUAUUACUAAAUUCAUUGUAUCGCGUAAUUUAAAUGAAAGGUAAAAAAACUUUUGAGCUCCUAUUAGGUGUGAAAUAGUCCGAUAUGGCGCUUUAAUAUGACCGCUUUUCCGUAACCUUUUGUAUUGUCAAGGCCGCACAAUUUUCCGGGUCAAACCUGGUCACAUGACUUUUUUUUUUAAUUUUAAAUUUAGGAACAAAAUCAUUUAAAAAAAAAAAAACUUAACUAAAUUUUUAACAGCUCUGAGCUCAGCUGGAAAAUUAAAACUAUUAUACGUAUUAAAUUUUCCGUAACCUUUUGUAUUGUCAAGGCCGCACAAUUUUCCGGGUCAAAACUUGUAAAAUGACUUUUUUUUUUAAUUUUAAAUUUAGGAACAAAAUCAUUUAAAAAAAAAAAACUUAACUAAAUUUUUAACAGCUCUGAGCUCAGCUGAAAAAUUAAAACUAUUAUACGUAUUAAUAUUAAAUGUAACAUAGAAAUAGUAUGUAACUCCUUUGUUACAUUAUGUCAUGUAUCGUUUUAUUAAAAGCAAUAUAUAUAUAUAAUAUAGGCAUUUAAUAUAUUAUAGACUAUAAAAUAUAAGUAGUAUACAUUUUAUUCACGGACGGAAAAGCGUUUACGUUUGAAAAAAAAAUACAUUGCGAAUUCCUGGCAACUCCCACUAAUAAAAGGGAGGUUUCUGAUGGAUGGAAGGACACACCUCUGUCUAUAAUUAUAAGGGGGGGGGCAUGUAAAUUAACGUAUGCGGCAAUAAAGUUAAUAGAGGCCUGCUUUUUUUAAACAUUUACUUUAAAUUACAUUACAUAUUUAUUCCAUUUUCAUUAAUCUAAACCAUGACUCUAGUUAAAUAGCCAAUUUAUUUAAUUAAUAAAGUAGUCCUAUGCCUUUAAUUUAAUAAUUUAAUAGUUUAUUUUUCAAAAGAGUCUAAAAGUUAUAUUGUAUUCUUGUUCGGAUUUAUAUUAAAUUAUACUAUAAAUAGUAAUAAUCAUAAAUGACAAUUAAAUAAUGUUGAAGUUUGCAGACUCCAAAGUUAAUUUAUUCCACAUGACAUUAAAAUUAUGAGAUCUAUACUCUUAAAAUAAAUGACUUAAAAGGGUCUAAAGACACUGAAGUGGGAUAAAAUUAAAGCUAUUUUAAUUUUGCAAAAACUUUGUAUUAUUUAUUAAUUUAUAAUUUUAAAAAAAUUUGUAACUAUUUUUUAUUCUAAUUUUGCCAUGUCCAAGUUUUAAAUAUUGUUCAUAUCUAUUUAUUUAUAUAUUUUAUUUUCAAUUUAUCUCUAUUAGGAUUACUAGGCGCAGGACAUUGAGCUGAUGAUUGUACAUUUCAAUAAUCUGUUCUGUCAAGACUAAGGAUUUUCUUUCCAAAAGGAUUGAUAACUGAAAAAUCAGCAUGGAGGACAAGGAAAGUCAAGUUUUUGAAAACAAAUCUGAGAAUCAGUCUGUUGUUAUGAGUAGAAUUAAAGACACUGAAGAAACAGAAUCAAAAAUAGUAAAUGAUUUGAAUGAAAACGGAGACAUUUCAGCUCACAUGGGUCUUCAUUCUAAAAAUGAUGUCUGCAUGAUGCCUGGACUCCCACCAAUAGACAUAAAUGAAUUGGCACAAGUGUUACGAGGCCCAAACAUGCCUGCACAAAAAAUUAUGAAAGAAGUUGCUGAUCAGAUAAUUAGGAAGAGUGAAGAAAGUGAAAGUGAUGAUGGUUCUGUCGGCAGUGGUCGAGGAGUAGUUGGAAUGAAGGGAAUCUUUGAUUGCAUUUUGGAAGUCUCCCUUAUGCAGCAGGAUUCAGAUAACUCUGAUGAAGAAGAAGAUGAGGAAAAUGAGAAUAUUACACGGGAAAUACCAUGCAGAUUCUGUAAUAAAAUAUUUGGUAAUAGCAUGUCAUGGAAAACUCAUGUCUUAGUUGUGCAUCCGCAGCAAGACCCUUCUGUCCUAAACAAAAAAUGGAUUACAAACAACGAAGAGGACAAAAAAGAGAAAAACCACGCUGCACACAAGAGAGGCUCCAGAAGUUCAUCAAAAUCUGACUGUGAUUCAAGAUCUCGUCAUCCUUCUAAGACGGAAAGUAAGCUUUUUGAGCAGCCAGAAGGAGAAGAGAAUUCUCCUAUCGGGAAGAGGCGGUCAUCCCUCUCGAAGUUUCAACAGAAACCAUCAAAAGCAUCUGAUGCAACACAAACAGACUUAUCAUCAAAGAAAGCAGACUCACAACCAGUUGAUGAAGACAUGUCAAGGAGAAAUUCAGCUUUGGAAGGAUUAGACUGUCCCAAUGUUGAAUGCAGAGGGCAGAGUCCAAAAGAAGUGGUUGAAUUAAGUCAGAUGGACAGUCCAAAGACUGAAAUGAGAACUGAAAUGGAUUCUGUUUCAUCCCCAUCUUCCACCUCAUCUGAACUUCUCUUGAAAAUUAAUUCUUCCCCAAGCUUAAGACCAAAAGAUUCCAGUUCAAAGCGUAAACUAUCGGAUUCAGAUUGCAGUAGUGAUGCCACCAAAAAAAAAUCAAAAGGAAGUUACAAAUCUUCAAACAAGAUGUCAUCUAAGCACUGAAAUAACUUUCUUUUUUUAAAUUGACUAAUUCAAAUAAAUAUAGUCUUAAUAAAAUGUUAUAAAUAUUAAUUAAGUUAAACAAAUUGUCUUGAUAAUCACAGCUUAGUAAUUUAAACUAGUUUUCACCCUUAAAUUUCUUUAUUUAAAAAAAAAAUAAAUGCCUACCUUUAUAAAAAAAAGUAGCAUCAGCUUGCCCUUAUUAACUUAUAAAUUACAUCCCUUUAAAAAAUAAAAAUAAAUAAUAAUCUUCUGUUUUGAAAUAUAAAUUGCUCCUUUGAUUAGUCAGUGUACUUUUUAAGGCCGAAGAUCAAUUUCAUUUCUAUUAAUAUUUGACAGAUUUCUUAGGAUAAAUUUUUAAUAUAAAAUAUAAUCUAGUACAUUCAAGAAGUAAAAUGUGAGAGAAUAUUAUUACCCACUGAUGCUUUGUGUGAAAUGUAUUUAAGGAAAGAAAGAUUUUUUUUUAAAAUUCUGAAAUGUAUGAU